Messenger RNA from Penicillium soppii, 957 nucleotides. It is a transcript of the gene sec13, whose product is annotated as GTPase-activating protein SEC13. Gene Ontology annotation, biological process: positive regulation of TOR signaling; COPII-coated vesicle budding; protein import into nucleus. Gene Ontology annotation, molecular function: structural molecule activity; protein binding. Bases 1 to 957 code for a protein of 318 amino acids. Lineage: Eukaryota; Fungi; Ascomycota; Eurotiomycetes; Eurotiales; Aspergillaceae. The record is from RefSeq and is a predicted model, not a curated record. The transcript is spliced from 6 exons. Gene Ontology annotation, cellular component: COPII vesicle coat; nuclear pore outer ring.
AUGGCGACCCCUCAGGUGAUCUCGAACUCGGGGCACGAAGAAAUGAUUCAUGAUGCUGGUUUGGAUUACUACGGCCGCCGGUUGGCAACAUGUUCGUCCGACAAAACGAUAAAGAUCUUUGAGAUUGAGGGGGAAUCACACCGUCUGGUUGAGACACUGAAGGGCCACGAGGGUGCUGUGUGGUGUGUCGCAUGGGCUAACCUCGCCAUUCUCUCGUCUCAGGCUCACCCUAAAUUUGGCACAAUUCUAGCUUCCUCCUCUUACGAUGGCAAGGUUCUGAUCUGGCGGGAACAGCCCCAGAAUGCGACCUCCCCCUCCGGUGGUAGCACAUGGACCAAGGUCUUCGAUUUCUCCCUCCACACUGCCUCUGUCAACAUGGUUUCUUGGGCUCCCCAUGAGAGUGGAUGCCUUCUUGCCUGCGCUUCUUCCGAUGGCCACGUUAGUGUGCUCGAGUUCCGUGACAACAACUGGACUCACCAGACAUUCCACGCCCACGGAAUGGGUGUCAACUCUAUUAGCUGGGCUCCCGCCGCCUUUGCUGGUAGCUUGAUCAGCUCCAACCCCGGACCCGGCCAACAACGCCGAUUCGUGACCGGUGGAAGUGACAACCUCGUCAAGAUCUGGGAUUACAACGCGGAAUCCAAAUCCUACAACCUCACUCAGACCCUCGAGGGUCACUCCGACUGGGUCCGUGAUGUCGCAUGGUCCCCGAGCAUUCUCUCCAAGUCCUACAUUGCCUCCGCCUCGCAGGACAAGACCGUUCGCAUCUGGACUUCUGACGCCUCUAACCCGGGCCAAUGGUCCAGCCAAACAUUGGAGUUUGACUCUGUUUUGUGGCGCGUUAGCUGGAGUCUCAGCGGUAACAUUCUGGCCGUAAGUGGAGGUGAUAACAAAGUCAGUUUGUGGAAGGAGAACCUCAAGGGACAGUGGGAGAAGGUCAAGGAUAUCGAGGAAUAG